Messenger RNA from Ostertagia ostertagi, 1089 nucleotides. Lineage: Eukaryota; Metazoa; Nematoda; Chromadorea; Rhabditida; Trichostrongylidae. The record is from the annotation of a GenBank genome assembly.
AUGCCGGGCAUGGAUGGCUUUGAGCUGGCAGAAACCAUCUCAGGCUAUAGCAAGUCGAAGGACAUUCCUAUUCUUUUCCUGUCUGCUAUCAGUAAGGAAAAAAAGUUUAUCACCAAGGGGUAUGCCUCCGGCGGUAUGGACUAUAUUACCAAGCCGGUAGACCCGGACAUCCUCCUGCUGAAAGUAAAAAACUUCAUCCGCCUUUCGCGCCAGACACAGGCUUUGAGCAAUAUGCAAAAGGAGCUGCAGGCGGAGAUUGAAAUGAGGAAAAAAGCACAGCAUGAGCUGGAUACCCUGGUACACCAACUGGAAAAAAAAGUAUUGGAACGGACACGUGAGCUGGUCAUCGCCAACCAGGACCUCGAGUCCUCCAAUCAUGAUCUGCAACAGUUUGCCUCGGUAGCUUCCCAUGACCUGAAAGAGCCGCUUCGGAAAAUACAAAUCUUCAGCAGCAUCCUCAGCCAGAAAGCCCAAAAGAGCGACCCGGGUAUGAUCGAUUACCUGGACCGCAUCACCACGUCGGCCAACCGUAUGGAAGGCCUGAUACAUGACCUGCUUAACUUUUCCAGGCUGUCAAUGGACGUCUUGUUUGAGACCGCCGACCUGAACCUUAUUGUCCGGGAAAUUCUUACCGACCUUGAACUCCAGAUCCGGGAAAAGAAAGCCAUUAUUGAAGCGGCAUCCUUGCCGGUGAUGGACAUCGUGCCGGGACAAAUGAGACAAGUAUUUCAAAACCUGAUCAGCAAUGCCAUUAAGUUUUCCAAACCAGGUGUGGAACCCAAGAUCAGUAUUGUUGCCAGUCGCGUAAAAGGCAUGUCUUUUGAGAGCGAACCGGCUGAGACCGGGACUUUCUGCCGCAUCACGAUUACCGACAAUGGCAUUGGCUUUAAUGAACAAUACCUCGACCGGAUCUUCACCAUUUUCCAGCGGCUUCAUUCGCGGGAAGAGUAUGAAGGUACCGGCAUUGGCCUGGCCAUUACCCGCAAGAUCAUUGACCGGCACAAUGGUAUUAUUACCGCCAGAAGCAAGGAAGGGGAAGGCGCCGCUUUUUCGAUUGUAUUACCCAUGCAGCAGGGCAACCGCCGGUAA